Molecule: messenger RNA, 3534 nt
Organism: Oncorhynchus gorbuscha (pink salmon)
Lineage: Eukaryota; Metazoa; Chordata; Actinopteri; Salmoniformes; Salmonidae
Product: protein fem-1 homolog A-like
Exons: 1
Coding region: 169-2022 (617 amino acids)
Molecular function (GO): protein binding
Source: RefSeq, a predicted model, not a curated record
CACAAACGCCAUCUUGACAGCAGCCUUAAAAUGGCAGAGAAAUGCCAGGGAGAAACCGAGCUACGGACAAGGUUUCUUUUAUUGUUUUGAAUAGAUAGUCCCUUCCCUAAUUGUCUACAAACGUAGCUAGGGGGUUGAUGGCCAGUGAGAGAGCCGAAAGACGUUAAAAUGGAUAUCACAACAGCGGUUUUCAACGCGGCCAGAGAUGGUAAGCUGAAACUUAUCCAGAAGUUGCUGAGUAACAAAAGUCCCGAGGAGUUGGAGGCUCUCGCCGAGGAGAAAACGCAGGGAGGCACCCCUCUCCUCAUUGCCUCUCGAUACGGACACUUAGAGGUUGCCGACUAUUUGCUUGAAAAUUGUAAAGCUAACGUGGAACUAGGAGGCUCGGUGAACUUUGACGGCGAGACGAUUGAAGGGGCUCCCCCGCUAUGGGCGGCUUCAGCGGCUGGUCACCUCCCUGUCGUCCGCACACUCCUUAAACACGGUGCCUCUGUCAACAACACUACGCUGACCAACUCAACGCCCCUCCGCGCUGCCUGCUUCGAUGGUCACCUGGAGAUUGUUCGCUACCUGGUGGAACACCGAGCCGAUAUGGAGGUAGCCAACCGCCACGGCCACACCUGCCUGAUGAUCUCCUGCUACAAGGGCCACAAAGAGAUAGCCAAGUUCCUCUUGGAGCGGGGGGCCGAUGUCAACCGCAAGAGUGUGAAAGGCAACACUGCACUCCACGACUGUGCAGAGUCCGGUAGCCUGGACAUCAUGAAGAUGCUGCUGAAAUGCAAUGCCCGCAUGGAGAGGGAUGGAUACGGCAUGACCCCUCUUCUAGCUGCCAGCGUCACGGGGCACACCAACAUCGUGGAGUACCUCGCCCACCAGCCCCACUCCUCGCGAGAAGAACGCGUUGAUGCUCUCGAACUCCUGGGGGCCACCUUUGUGGAUAAGAAGAGAGACCUCCUGGGGGCCAUGAGAUACUGGAGGAGAGCCAUGGAGCUGAGACAACCAGCUGACAAGCUGGGACUCCUGGCCAAGCCCCCUCCAGGUACCCCUGUCCCUGCCUAUGACUGUGCCCGUGAGGUGAGCACGGCAGAGGAGCUGGAGGCUCUGAUCACAGACCCAGAUGAGAUGCGGAUGCAGGCCCUGCUGGUACGUGAGAGAAUUCUGGGGCCCUCGCACCCCGACACCUCCUACUACAUACGCUACAGAGGGGCCGUCUACGCCGACUCGGGCAACUUUGAGCGCUGCAUCAGCCUGUGGAAGUAUGCCCUGGACAUGCAGCAGAGUAACCUGGACCCUCUCAGCCCCAUGACAGCCAGCAGCUUCUUGUCCUUCGCCGAGCUCUUCUCCUUCGUGCUGCAGGACCGGGCCAAGGGCACCCUGGCAACGCGAGUCACCUUCCACGACCUGAUGGGGGUGUUGGGGAAGAGUGUGAGGGAGGUGGAGAGGGCUGUGGCCCAGAGGGACAGCCCCCCCGAAGCCCCCCAGUUCACCAAGGCCCUGUCUAUCAUCCUCCACCUGGUGUUCCUGCUGGAGAAACUGGAGUGCACUGCAGAGCAGGAGCACCUGAAGAAGCAGACUGUGUACCGCCUCCUGAAGCUGAACCCGCGGGCGAGGAGAGGCUUCACCCCCCUGCAUAUGGCCGUGGACAAGGACACCACGUCGGUGGGCCGCUACCCUGUAGGUCGCUUCCCCUCCCAGACUGUGGCCUCGCUGCUGCUGGAGUGUGGGGCGGACGUGGACUCACGGGACUGUGAUAACAACACGCCCCUGCACAUCGCCGCCAGCAACGGUUGCCCGGAGAUCAUGGCGUUGCUGGUGAGGGCGGGGGCACACUUCGACGCCACCAACUCCCAGAGGAAGACCGCAUACAACCUGCUGGACGAACAGAGCAAUGGGCACCCGGCCCUCUUCCCCCUCAACUACGUCACUCUGCAGUGCCUGGCGGCACGUGCCAUUGAGAGGCACAGACUGCCCUACAAGGGCCUCAUCUCUGAGGAGAUGGAGGUGUUUAUUGAGCUGCACUGAAACCCCCCUCUUUGCUAAAUAUCCCCACCCUAUCCCCAUCAUUGCCCCAGACGCCUUUUAAACCAUUCAACAAUGACCCCCAUCUUCACCCAUGUCCCCAUGACUCCCCUCACCUUACCCAUGUCCCCAUGACUCCCCUCACCUUACCCAUGUCCCCAUGACUCCCCUCACCUUACCCAUGUCCACCUUCCUUCCCUAUGGUUAUUCUUCUCUGUGCCUCUCCAAACUCCAGACUGUGAGCUGUCUCAGAUUCAGACCAAAUCACAGCAAUAAACCUCCCGGCCACUAAACAUUAUACUGACAACCGACUGGGAGCCUCUUAAUUGUGGCUACAUGCUCUCUUUAGAUGACCUAUGAUUAACACAUGGACACAUUCUAAGUGCUAGGUUGCUAUUUGUUUGCAGGUGGGGGGGAACCUUGACUUGAUUUUAGGCUUUUAUGCUUUCUGUUUGACAUUUUUCUUCUGUUUUUGUCAGUAAGAUGGAGGACUGCUCACAGAAAGGACAGUGUGGUGAUGCCUGUAUGUAUUGGAUGCUGGCUUGUUUUUAGGUGGGAAUGGAAGCUGUAUUACUUGAGAGGACAUGAUCAAAUAUUGCAUGACAUGAGCCUUAAAGAGUGAAUAGGAUAGCUUGUUUGUUAAAUCUGUCUUGUUUUGCAAGUUUAUCGAGAAGCAUCCUUUGAACAAACAAAGUACACACGCUUGGCUGCUUGGUAUCAAUGUAUUUUUAUCCUCAAUUGAGCAUUAUUUAAUCCCCUGCCUUUCACUUUGACAUUUUAAGGAGUGUUUGAAAACCAUUUUAUGCCAAAACUCUAGCCUUAUAUCGGUUCUAAAUGUGUGAUCUUACAGGUUAGCCUUAUCUUACUGAACUAGCUUACUACGAAUGGAGCACCUAACAACUGUGGUGUGCAGACUAGCGUGGGAACUCUCAUAAGAAUACAGUGUUCUAGCAUACAUUUCUUUAGCUCUGUCUAGACUGUGCAAUGUGUUUUACAGCUGGGUCAAUCUCUGGAAGUCUCCCUCUGGACAGCUUGGAUACUGUGAGAAAGGAGAGAUGGAGAUUUCCCUCCAUCUCCUCCUGAGUGAUUGUUUAUGGACUGUUGAUCCCAGUAUCAGGUCAUCUAUUCAAGCCUAGCUAUCUACAGUCCCUCGUUGUUGAUAUCAAAACCCCCGAGUUGCUACUAUGAACCACAGAUGCAGGUGAGGAGGAUGGGGAAUGGAUCACACACUGCAUCUUUGUCUUCUUCUUUUUUUUUUUUUUUUUUUUUUGGACAGUCAGUUUUGCGUUCUUGUUUUCAUCAUACAUGCUUUCAUUAGUUUCUGUUUGUCCCCAUGUAAAAACCCACCUGAUUGAAUGCACUUUGAAAAAACGAACCCCUACAGGGUAACUUUACAACAUCUGGGCUAUGGACUUUGAGCCUUUCUCUCUCAACAACUGAUUUAUUCAUUGAGCUGAUGGUAACUUCAAAACAAAACUGUGUUGAGAUACUUGAAUAAAAUUCAGUAUCCCUGCA